AUGGACGAGCUUCUUUCAGACUUUCCUCGAUUGGACAUGGAAGACGGAGAGGCGGAGAGCUCCAGACCGACUGGGGGGGCCGGAGCUCCAGAAAUCAGAGACGAGCCAGCAGGACCCGCAGCAGACGGACUGACGCUGAUCAGCUGGAACGUGGACGGGCUUGAUGGAGAAGAGCAGCCGGCGCGGGCCAGAGGCCUCUGCUCGUAUCUGAGCUCAUACUCCCCAGACGUGGUGCUGCUUCAGGAGGUCGUCCAGCCGUACUUCCGCUUCAUACACAAGCGCCUGGCAGACACCUACACCUUCAUCAAGGGUGGGGAGACGGGCUACUUCACCGCCAUGCUGCUGAGGACGUCUGGACUCACGCUGCUGGACACCCAGAUCAUCCCCUUCCCCAACACUCGCAUGAUGAGGAACCUGCUCGUCGCUCAGGUGUUGUUCAGAGGGCAGAAACUCUGCCUGAUGACGUCCCACUUGGAGAGCUGCAAGGCCAGCGCCGGCGAGCGGAUGAGGCAGCUGCGACUGGUGAUGAGGAGGAUGAGCGAGGCCCCUGGGGACGUGACGGUGCUGUUCGGAGGAGACACCAACCUGAGGGACCCCGAGGUGAUCAAAGUGGGGAUUCCCAGCGGGGUCUGCGACGUGUGGGAGGUGCUGGGAGAACCCGAGAGCUGCCGCCACACCUGGGACACCUGGGCCAACACCAACAAGGACAUGCGCUUCAAGAGUCGCUUCCGCUUCGACCGGUUGUACCUGCGGCGGGCGGCCGAGGCCGAGGCCCCGCCGCUGGAGCCCCGCAGCAUGGCUCUGGAGCCCCGCAGCAUGGCUCUGGUCGGCCUGGAGAAGCUGCAGUGUGGCCGCUACACCAGCGACCACUGGGGGAUCCACUGCUCCUUCACCGCGUAGAAACCAGAACCACGAGAAGUGUCCUUGUAAAUGACCAUGUGCAGAAUGUUUCUAUAAAUGUGUUUUUAUGUUUACUCACUUACUUACACUUACUUGUUAACGUUCUUUAAAGCCAGGCUUUUAUUUUAUUUGUUAUAUAUUAAUGACUUAUGGUGGACUGGUUUAAAGGUUUAUGAUGGAC
This is a messenger RNA of Cololabis saira (Pacific saury), 1081 nucleotides long. Its product is annotated as tyrosyl-DNA phosphodiesterase 2-like. The record is from RefSeq and is a predicted model, not a curated record. Gene Ontology annotation, cellular component: cytoplasm; PML body. Gene Ontology annotation, biological process: double-strand break repair. The transcript is spliced from 6 exons. Lineage: Eukaryota; Metazoa; Chordata; Actinopteri; Beloniformes; Belonidae. The coding region runs from base 1 to 900 and encodes 299 amino acids. Gene Ontology annotation, molecular function: 5'-tyrosyl-DNA phosphodiesterase activity; single-stranded DNA binding.